UCCUCCUCCUCUCCUCUUCCUCCCUCUCCUCUCUGGAGGUGAAGGUGGAGUCAGCUGUUGCUAUAGAAACCAGGGAUGUUAAAGGGAGAAUUGUGUGAAGUUACUCAGAGUGAGAGUGUGUGAACAGGAAGUGUCCUUCACAAUAAAACAACAACACAAGUCUGGACGUCAGCUGAUUAAACAGAAUCAUUUUCAUAUUUAGUAGUUUUACUUUCUGUUGACAUGUUUCUCCAUAGAUACCUCUGUAAUCCCGCCCUGCUGACCUCUGAUUGGCUGAUUAGCUUUAAAGGUUAUGAAGGCUUUUCUCUUGUUGAAGAUGCUCAUCAAAAGAUGAAUAACUUAAAUAUAUCUUUCUUUUAAUUCCGUAUGGCCCUUUUUAUAAAAUCAGUAACAAGGUGAGUUAUGUUCAGAUGAAAUCCUGAAAGGUAAAAAAAUGAUAGAGAUUAAAACCUGUCGGUUGAUAUUAAAUAAAUCAUCGACACAGAGAUCCAACAGGGCUGCUUCGUGCAUCAACAGUAACCUUCGACCUUUACAGUGUUAAGAAGAAGCUUAGUCCUCGUUUAGUGUAAUAAAUUAAUCACACAGAUCGGAUCGUGUGAUCCGUUCUGAUGCUGUGUUUUAUUUUGAAAGGUCCCGGAUAUAGGGUGUGUUGUGUAUGCUUGAUGCAGUAAAAUAAAGUAGUUCGUGUUGAUGUGAGCAGACACAGAUAAGCAAAGACUCCGGGCUGAUCCUGAGCGGACCUCUUUGAGUCCGGACUGAUCCUGAGCGGACCUCUUUGAGUCCGGACUGAUCCUCUUUGACUCCCUCAAAGUAUGAGAAGAUUGGAAAGAUCGGCGAGGGCUCGUACGGUGUCGUCUUCAAGUGCAGGAACAAAGACACGGGACAGAUCGUCGCCAUCAAGAAGUUUGUGGAGUCAGAGGACGACCCGAUCAUCAGGAAGAUCGCCACGAGGGAGAUCAGGAUGCUGAAGUCUCUGAAACACUCCAACCUGGUGAAUCUGAUCGAGGUGUUUCGCCGUAAACGGAAGCUCCACCUCGUGUUCGAGUACUGCGACCACACCGUCCUCAACGAGCUGGACCGCCAUCCCAGAGGCGUCCCCGAGCAGCUGGUCAAGACGAUCACAUGGCAGACUCUUCAGGCGGUUAACUUCUGUCACAAACAGAACUGUAUCCACCGAGACGUGAAGCCUGAAAACAUUCUGAUCACCAAACAUCAAGUCAUCAAACUCUGUGACUUCGGCUUUGCCAGGAUCCUCACCGGUCCAUGUGACUACUACACGGACUACGUGGCUACUCGUUGGUACCGAGCGCCCGAGCUGCUGGUGGGUGACACUCAGUACGGCGCCCCGGUGGACGUGUGGGCGGUCGGCUGUGUGUUCGGCGAGCUGCUGUCGGGGGUCCCUGUGUGGCCCGGGAAGUCGGACAUGGACCAGCUGUACCUGAUCCGAAAGAGUCUGGGAGACCUGAUCCCUCGACACCAGCAGGUCUUCAGCAACAACCAGUUCUUCUGCGGGGUUUCCAUCCCGGAGCCACAAGAGAAGGAACCUUUGGAGCAGAAAUAUCCUAACCUGUCCCCUCAGGCCCUGAGUGUGCUGAAGGGUUCUCUGAGGAUGGACCCGUCCGAGCGUCUGACCUGUGAGCAGCUCCUGCAGCAGCCGUUCUUCGACUCGCUGCGAGAGAAGAGCGAGAGCGCCACCCGAGAGCAAGAGCGCUCCAAGAGGACACGGCUACCUCGUAAACACGUCCCAGCAGGGUAUCUCCCUCAGCUCACCGGCAGCAGCGUCUUCCCCCCUGUGGACAAUAAGAGGUACUACAACAACCUGCGCCGGUUCAACUAUCACCUCCCCAACAUCUAAACUCAUCGGGGACACCUCAGGACGCCUGCUUUGGACCCGUGUUGGUUUCUGCACGCUGUCUCUGGCUGCAGCUGAUUGGAUAAAGACUUCACAGACAAAGAGCGGCGUGCUGCUCUGCUUGAAAAGACUGAAGGUCGUGACCUGCUGCCUCACCUGGUUUGCCAAAUCAGAACUUUUUAAAUCAACCGACUCUGCAGGAGUGACACGUUUCAAAAUGUGAAGUUCCCCGCCUACAACGUGAGAAUAUUUAUUUAUCGCAGUCAUGACGUGUUGAACUCUCUCAGGACGCUCACAUCUCUCCUCACUCGUUGUAAAAACGCCAAAAGAACGUUCAGAUUGUUUUUGUGUUUCUUUAAUGAGCAAUAACAUUUAACACUUCCACAUGUUCAAAUAAAUAAAUGUCAGUUCACUCCGUCA
Messenger RNA from Labrus mixtus (cuckoo wrasse), 2272 nucleotides. It is a transcript of the gene cdkl1, whose product is annotated as cyclin dependent kinase like 1 (CDC2 related kinase). Gene Ontology annotation, molecular function: cyclin-dependent protein serine/threonine kinase activity; ATP binding. Gene Ontology annotation, biological process: protein phosphorylation. The transcript has 10 exons. Lineage: Eukaryota; Metazoa; Chordata; Actinopteri; Labriformes; Labridae. The record is from RefSeq and is a predicted model, not a curated record. Gene Ontology annotation, cellular component: nucleus. Bases 962 to 1855 code for a protein of 297 amino acids.